GUUUUUCUAUCCAACUUGUGUGCGCUCUGGUGUUUUGUAAGCACGGAGACCAAUUUUCAAAGGCGCUGUGUAGUUACGAAGCAAAUCGACAGUCACGAGAGUAUUCUCGAAACUUCUGCAUUUAUAAACGGCAUAUAAACGUACACACGCAGCCUGAACGACGACAGCCUGUCUGAGAUGUCUGCGCAUUCGAGUUUCUACCAGGGAACGAAACGGAUAUCACCGUUAAAGAUAAGAAACCCCAGCAUUCUGCCAUCACAAAUCAUGCCAUCUCCAACGGGAGCUCCGUUCAAUUUUGCCGAGAUGCCUUGGUCAUUCGGAGUGAAGCCAGGGCAAGUGAUGGAGUUCAACGCCGUAAUCCGUCCCAGUCCGAUCACCGUUCCUUUGGGGCCAACCUCGACGGUGUUUUCGAUGCCAGCGACAAGUGGCAGUCCACCCACGUUUGUCCCAUCCCCGCUACAAAGCUCGCCGAUCCCGGAUGUUCGAAAACGAAAAACCGAACUAAACGUGGAAUCGAAUAUGUUACAGCCAUCGAAACAGUUUGUCACGGAGGAAAUUAUGUCGUCGCAUUUUAAGAAUCUGCAUUUGUCCACUGAAUACACAGCGCAUGACAUCAAUAGAGUUCAAAAUCACGUAUCGACGCCUGCAACAUUUGGGGAGGGCGGAGAAAUGAUGCUCGGCGACACAAUCGGCGGAGACAUGGACAAAUUACAACCGUAUCACGUGUGCAUGUCGCCACAGGAACUGGAGGAUCGGUUAAAGAAAGCCCAACGGAUUGCCAUCUGCGAAGAGGUGCGAAAGCUGGAGAACCGCGCAGAGAUUCUUCCGCAGGUGCUGCUGCAGCGCCUCGAAAAGCCAUGCACUGCGUUGAUGAUCUGGCAGCCCCCUCAGGACCGGCUAGAUAAAUUGCUUACAUCCGUGACGGAACAGAUGGAAAAGAGGGAAAAAACUGAACGAUCGGCGGAGAAGAAGACCGCUGCCGCCGCAAUGAUGUCAAUGGAUGAUGAACCGCUACCCGAUCUCCCUGACUACGAUGAAGAUUUGGACUUCGAACCAAACGUUCCGUCGUCGGCAACUCCCAGCAGCAAUGCUGUUUUCGUGCCCGACCUAGCGACCAUGGAUGUGGAAAUGUAGUUUUAGGUUAGCUUUAGACCCCGAACUCGAGGCGGUGCAAAUGCGUGUGUGGAAUUGCUGGCGAAUGCGAAUUUGUCUUUAAUGUUGUCUCAGUUUCACUGCUACUGUAUAGUGUCCUGUCUCAAGAUAACACGCACGUUAGUG
Molecule: messenger RNA, 1278 nt
Organism: Anopheles bellator
Lineage: Eukaryota; Metazoa; Arthropoda; Insecta; Diptera; Culicidae
Exons: 3
Coding region: 178-1134 (318 amino acids)
Source: RefSeq, a predicted model, not a curated record